Messenger RNA from Magallana angulata, 6302 nucleotides. RefSeq names its product neurogenic locus notch homolog protein 1-like. Lineage: Eukaryota; Metazoa; Mollusca; Bivalvia; Ostreida; Ostreidae. Bases 385 to 5445 code for a protein of 1686 amino acids. The record is from RefSeq and is a predicted model, not a curated record. Gene Ontology annotation, biological process: establishment or maintenance of epithelial cell apical/basal polarity; heterophilic cell-cell adhesion. Gene Ontology annotation, cellular component: plasma membrane; protein-containing complex. The transcript has 32 exons. Gene Ontology annotation, molecular function: chitin binding; calcium ion binding.
GGCUUGGUUUUAGUUCAGGACAUUUAUGAGUUUCUGUGUAAAACCGUAUGUCAGAAUUUGAACUAGACUGAAAUGUCGUCACGUCAAGAUUUGACAUGUCAUCAUACCAUAAGGCUUACCCACUAAUUGUCAUUAUAACUCAUUAGGUUUCCUAAAACCUACUCAUUUUUGUUUCCUCGCUUGAAUCCCAAAUUUCGUAAAUAUUUGGUGUGCGCAGGGAAUUUUUUCACGUAAGAAUCGGCGCCAUUCAACGUUCAAGAGGUCUUUCAAAGUGUUAAAGUAUAUGUGCGAAACAUGGAUUAAAAAAUAUGCUAGUGGAAUAGGUAAGUGUACUUUUGGUGAUGUAUAUUAAAGACGACAUUCAAAAGAUCGUUGCUAGGGUUCAUGAUUGGAGAACAGUUCACUAGAUGCUGUAAAAUGGAUGGUUUUGGUGAAGAAUGUCGGAAAAUGAGCAACGCUUCUCGGUCAUUUAAGAUUAACACUACUAAAAAUGGUUCAGCCGGAAACCUCCAACAGAGACAACUGGAUAGAGACAGUAUAUAUGAAAGUCAAUGUGAAAUGUGCUGGGAACGAACUAGGCUUUCUUCGUCUACGUGCAUUCACUGUUUUAAGAAUGAAAUAAGAAAUCCCAAACCUAAUAGAAAUAAUAUAGAACCAUCUUUCAUUGACUGGACAUUAUAUGGUAUCGAAAUGGUAGUCGUACCCUUAGCUAAUUCCAGGGAACACAAUGUGAUAGAACUAAAAUAUCAGGACGUGAAAUCCAAGGAUUUUAAAAUCAGGAAUGACCAAUUUACUCAAAAAGAAGGAACAAAUCUUUUCCCAAAGAGGACCAUUAAAGCAUACAAGGACAUACCGAUUCCACUGAGCAACAACAGUGGUGCAUCCAUCACAACAAUACUAUUGAUCAUACUGAUGGCGAUCACAUAUACUACGGCAGCAGCACAAGAAACACAUCAGUGGGAUGUGUCAAUGGUAGUUGAUAAUGUGGAUUAUACUUCUGGGAUGGAGAAAAACAUGUCACGCGAAUUUACCGACCUCGCAGACACUUUGUGUUUAGGACUAUCAGGUUAUCUUAUGGAGAAAAAGGAAGAGCGAGUUGGAUGCCAUGUGGAACAUCUGAGAAAAUCCGCCACAUCCAAGGUGGAAGUCAGCUUGACAAUUGACAACCUCCCCCUUAAGGUAUUUGGAUCCAAGGAUAAAGUUCUUAGCAGAAUACUACAAGACUCUAGGCAUCUCAGCAAGAACGGCAAAGACUUCAUUGAAAUCAAGAGUUACCUCAUUCCAACAACAUCCAUACACGUGGUGCAAAAUACCGAGACAGGUCCACAGUUAUCAAAACCAAUACUGGACAGUGAGCGACCAAGAAGAGGAGUUAACACCUCCAAACUUCCGGUGGUCAGUGAGGGCACCCCCGUGGUGACUACCACCCCGAAGUCACGUGUCACCACCGUGGAGAUCGUGUGGGCCACGAACUGGUGGGACGUGUUCCUGUCCAAGUAUCAGUGGGGGGAGGAGGAUUUAUUUGGUUCCGAGACAGGGGCAACUCUCUCCAGACUUCCUGAAGUGGACAACUGCCUCCACGAGGACAUGUGUAAGAAUGGGGGCACCUGUGUCAGUGACGAGAUGUCCUACUCCUGUGUGUGUCAAGGAGGCUGGACAGGAGUCCACUGUGAAAAAGACUUGGACGAGUGUGCGAGGAAUCCCUGUAAUGGACGACCCUGUACAAACACUGUCGGAUCCUAUCGGUGUGCUUGUCCAGAUGGAUUCACAGGAAAAGAUUGUACCGAAGAUAUAGACGAAUGUAGGACCAAUCCAUGCACGAAUAAUGGAGUCUGUAAAAACAAUAACGGAUCCUACCUAUGUACAUGCUCUCCAGGAUGGACGUCCAGCAACUGUCAAGAUGAUGUCAAUGAAUGUGAUUCCAGUCCAUGUAAAGAGGACAGUGUAUGCGUUAAUAGUGAAGGCUCAUACACGUGUGAAUGUGAGAAAGGAUGGGGAGGGAAGAACUGUACGGACGAUGUUGAUGAAUGCUCUACCUCUCCGUGUGGAAACAACGGGGUUUGUAAAAAUACUGUUGGGUCUUUCCAAUGUUCCUGCAGUGAGGGGUGGUCAGGAAGCACCUGUGAAAACGAUCUAGACGAAUGCUUAUCAUCUCCUUGUCACCAUGGAGCUGUGUGUAAGAACACCAAGGGAAGCUACUCGUGUUCAUGCAAUGAGGGCUGGUCAGGCAAAGACUGUAAUGAAGACAUCAAUGAAUGUGAAUUCCAACAACCUUGUGCCAAUGGUGGACUCUGUACAAACACUGAAGGGUCGUUUGAAUGUACGUGCGCCGCUGGAUGGACAGGGGUCAACUGCACCGACGAUGUUGACGAAUGUUUCGAUUCUCCAUGUGGGGAGAGUGUUCCUUGUGUCAAUGUAGAAGGCUCCUAUUCCUGUGAAUGUUUAGAUGGAUGGACGGGCAAAAACUGCACGGAAGACGUAAAUGAAUGUGAAAUCCAACAGCCUUGUGCUAAUGGCGGAGUCUGUACAAACAUGAAAGGAACGUUUGAUUGUACUUGUGCUACAGGGUGGACUGGGACUAACUGUACUGACGACGUUGACGAGUGCGUUGAUUCCCCGUGUGGAGACGGUGUCCCCUGUAUCAAUGUGGAGGGGUCCUAUUCCUGUCGCUGUCUGCCCGGGUGGAGCGGCCAGAACUGUACAGAGGAUAUCGAUGAGUGUACCGAUGGUCAAGCUCUGUGCUACAAUGGAGGCUCUUGCGUGAACUUGGAGGGGUCAUAUAGAUGCGACUGCAUCAAUGGCUGGACGGGGAAAUCUUGCGAUGAAGAUUUGGACGAGUGUGCUGACUCCCCUUGUCCUGAUGGCAGUAGCUGUAUAAACCAGAACGGCAGCUUCCUAUGUGACUGUAUGGAAGGAUGGACGGGCCAAUAUUGUGAGCUAGAUAUUGACGAGUGCCUGUCAGUUGACUGUGGCUAUGAAGGCGUCUGUAACAAUAUGAACGGAUCCUUUGCGUGUGAUUGUCCAUCUGGGUAUACAGGAACACCUUGUGCAGAUGUCGACGAAUGCAGCGAUGAUCCUUGCAUCAAUGGAGGAAUCUGCAAAAAUAAUGUUGGUUCAUUUACAUGCACAUGCGCACAAGGAUGGGAAGGCGAAACAUGCAGCAAGGACGUUGAUGAAUGUGCCAAAAAUCCUUGUUCUAACGGAGGAGUGUGUCAAAACAUGGACGGGACUUACCACUGUGAUUGUCCAGCAUCUUUGGUUGGAAAGGACUGUACAGCAAGAAUGUUUUUGAUGGGAGCUGAAGGACAGUACGGUUCUAGCGUCACCAUUAGUUGCGGGGUUCAGGGUCUAGACGACUGGCAGACUAUUGAAAUCAGACACAACAACAGGACACUCUACCAAGUAAACCCUAGCGGUCUGUUCACCGACUUCACAAACAGCAGGAUAGCCAUCAACAGUACCGCGGUCAGCAAUGGAGCCGAAGUGUCCCUUACCUUCAGAGAUCUCCACUGUGAGGAUGAUGGCCAAUAUCAAUGCAUGGUGGACGGGAACCCUAAAAACACCAUGAAUCUUGUAGUGAACAAACCUUCCUCUGGAGAACCAACUAGAAUUAUUAAACAAGAGAGGUUCGUGGAUAACCGUAACACAGUCAGCAUACAGUGUCAGGGACACCCCUCUUAUCCGAAUGGAAAUCUCAAAUUCCAAGUCAAAAUGAAGAACGAACUAGCUUUCAAAGAUUUUACCUUUCCGAUUGAUGUCCAAAACGAGCUCUCUGCCGACUGUUCACGGACACAGAUUGUGACGAUAACUUCCGCUUUUGACCAGAACUGGGACCAGGCGACCAUUAAAUGUUUGGAGGACGAUUCCGGGAACUUCGACGAAACAGUUUUGGAUAUUGUACCAGAUAACUAUUGUGUAAGAGCACCUUCGAACACCAUGGUAUACCUAGAGCAUCCACACAAUCCAAGGAAAUUUGUUCAAUGCUCGAACCAACAACCUACGAUCGUCCAGGAAUGUGACACUGGCAGUUGUUUUAAUGAAAAUGAUCAGAAAUGUGGAUCUUGUAUCAAAGAGUGUUCAGAAAACCCGUGUAGCAAUGGCGCACCCUGCUGGAUUGUGAAUGGAGUUUUAACUUGUGACUGUGUCCCAGGCUGGGGUGGUUCACUCUGUGAGCAAGACAUAGAUGAAUGCAUUUCUUCCCCAUGUCAUAACGGGGGAUUAUGCAAAAACACUCCGGGUACCUACAUGUGUGAUUGCACUGCUGGCUGGCAGGGACCCCUAUGUGAAAUCGAUGUAGAUGAAUGUUUGGCAAAUCCGUGUGCUAAUGGUGGUCAAUGUUAUAACAACAUUGCUUCAUUUACCUGUGUCUGCCCACCUGGAUGGACCGGACCACGAUGUGAUAUAGACAUUGACGAAUGUUUGAAUUCACCGUGUCAGAAUAAUGGUAUUUGUCAGAACGCACCUGGGACUUACAUGUGCGAAUGUACAUCGGGCUGGACUGGACUCUACUGUGAAGAAGAUAUUGAUGAGUGUUUUCUGAAUCCAUGUACCAACAACGGCAGAUGUAACAAUCUAAUCGGUUCCUUCAGUUGUGAUUGUCCGGAGCCUUGGUUUGGAAAGAUCUGUGAAAGUGGUCUUUUCGUCGAUGGACAUCGUGGGGCCAUUAACUCGGAGAAAGUUUUGGGGGUAUCCUGUACCAUAUACAAAUAUCAGAACUGGAAAUAUCUAGAUAUUAUCAGAAGCGACAAGAGCAAUAGACCUGUCGUCAGAGUAAUGUCGGACGGCAACAUUAAAACAGCAUUCAAUAAGAGAAACGUGCAAGUCAUCUACAAACCCGAUGAAGCCAUUGAACAGGCGGAAGUCUCUUUGCAGUUUACGCGCCUGCGCUGUCAAGAUGAAGGAGUGUAUAAAUGCUUAUUAGAUAAUGGUCAAAACCAAGAUGCCAAAGUGGUCACAACAAACCCAUCACGUGGAAAACCGGUCAUUUCAAAGAUUGAAGAGUUGUAUGGAGAAGGAAACAUUGCAUUCAACUGUACAGGGUUUCCUGGUUACCCGGAUGGUGACCUUGAAUUCCAGAUAAAACUUCAGAACGAAACAAGUUUUCAUGACUUUACAUUUUAUAGUGCCAAUAGAAAGAAUAUCGAUUUGGGAUGUGUCCGAAAACAAUUUGUAAAUGCUACAUACUUCAUGAAUAUGGAGUGGAACCAGGCCAAAAUUAGGUGUAAAGCAAAAGGAUCGGACAUAUAUGAUGAAACAAACGUUUAUUUAUUGUCACCGGAAAUAUGUGGUUCUGUUCGAGUAAAUAGUGGCAUUCGUCAUCCAUAUAAUCCUGGUAAAUUCAUCACCUGUACUAGGGAGUCGCCUAAAGUCCGAAACUGCCCAGGAACGACUUGCUUUGACGACAGAAGUCAACAGUGUCUUUUUACCUGUGAUAAUGAUGAUUAAGAUAUGUAAAACAUCUAACUUCUAAAUUAUUCAAGUUUUUCACGUAUUCUCUGCAAAUCUCUCCAAUUUGCAACCUUUUUCCUAAAAUGUAACUGCAUUAUACAGCCCUGUAAAUUUGUUUACAUUAAAUUGCGCAAUAUGUUAUACAGAAGACAAUAGAUCAGAUAGAUUGAUCGUGUAUUGAUCUUUGAAGAAUGUGUAAUGUAUUGCAUAUUGAUUGUCAUAAAUGUUUGAGUUCAAGUAGAGCGUGUACUUUGUGAGAAAUUCGGAUUACAAAAUGUGAUCUAUAAAUAAAAAUAACAUAAAACGUAAAUUGUGAACAAUUAUAACAGAAUUUUGAUGAAGUGCGUUAUAAGUAUCACAUUUGUAUAAUGUAUUUUCUAAAACCAAAUUGUGGUAUUUUUAUAUCUGAAUACCAUUGACUUGGUGCAAAAUGUUAUGAUUAAGGAUACCUGUACCAUGAUAUACCUGCUUCUUUUCAAACUCGAACUCUAGAAUUUGACCAUUAAGAAGAUUUUAUUUGAUAUUCACUUCUAUAAAUAUUUUCGUUUGUUAAAAAAUGAUAUUUAGGAAUAUAUAGGUAGAAUUAUUAAUACCUGUACUAAGUCUUUAAGAAUUUCUUAACCAUGUUAUUUAUACUGAAGGUUUGCUUUGUUUCAAUAUGGAUCUAAAGUGAACAUUUACGAAAAUGUUUUUGCCAAUUUGUGCAAUUGUGCAAUCAAAAUGAUGAUUUAAAAGAUUUGAAAACAAAAAUCAAACGAAGGAGGAUAUUUCAUUUCAUCGAUGUAAAAACGAUAUUGAUUGUAGAGGGAGGGUAUGUUUUUGUUUCAUUAUCAAAUAAAAUUCUUAUUAUCUUA